AUGCUAUUGACGCUCAAGUGCCGUUCUAAACAUGUCUUCUUCUUCUUCUUCUUCUUCUUCUUCUUCUUCUUCUUCUUCUUCUUCUUCUUGCCUACAGAGGACGAGGCCUACUUGGCAGCACUAAAAACAGUGGGUGACAAGCUGCGUUCUGCAAAUGCCAUGCCUAGCACUCAUCCUCUCUACCAGGAAGUGAGCAGGGUCUGUGAGGAGAGAAUGGACAUCUUCCGCGGCUUUCCCGGCCCCAAUGAGAAUGGGGAGGCCUUCAGCGGCGAAGGGUGGAACGUGGUUGCCCAGCAGGGCGAGAUGACAAUCUAUAACAGGGAGGUGGAGAGUGCCGAUGGCAAUUACCUGGAUCCAUUGCAGGCUAUCCACACCGUGCACAAGGUGACUGCUCGGGAAAUGUGUGAAGCCUUCUGGGACGUGCAGUAUCGUCUGGAUUGGGAGAUCACCAUCGACCACGCCCCGUCUGUGAUCGAGAUCUGCGGUGACAAUACGGUUCUGCAAUACCAGGACUACAAGCGCAUUUGGCCAGCGACCCAACGAGAUGCCCUCUACUGGUCUCAUAUCCGUCGCCUCAGCUUGAAAGACUCCCCUGGCUCCCAACGGAAGAACCCCAGUGACGACAUCGUCCUGGACAACUGGAUGGUUUGCAACUACUCCACCAAGUACGGUGAGGACCGCCUCCCCACCUCGGCCUCUUCCUGCAUUCGCCUCGGGGUGGACGUGGAACUGUUCUGUCAGACGGUGUGGACACCACCGGCCGAAAUGCAGGCGGAGUUGGCCAGUCUUGACCUGACACAGCUCUCGGAGGCGGAGUUUGACGAGUUUGUGCGAUCUCGUGUGAACCGGGAGGCGUUUCCUCUAACUCAUUUUAACUACCUCGUUUUCCUUCAUAACAGGUGGGUCUUAGCGACUCUUCGUAUUCUUGGACGUGUAAUGUGGAUCGACGCCAAGGAUUUGUGUCGAUUUAUUGUCGCCUCGCAGGACACUGAAACCGGAGGCAUUGCUGAUCGUCCGGGCAAUCAUCCAGAUCCAUUCCACACUCUCUUUGGUCUAGCAGGUCUCAGUCUCAUUGCUCGGCCCUCCUCUGGUGCUCGAAUUAACGAUAGGUCCUCCUCCUGUAAUGGAUCCGUGCCCUCCAGUGAUGCCAACUCCACUCCAGAGAAUGUCCUUUCAACUGCUCUGCAUUCACUGCGGGAUAUAAACCCUGUGCUUUGUAUGCCACAAUAUGUCAUCGACAAUAUUUCAGUUCAGAUUCAGACUCUGUGA
Molecule: messenger RNA, 1269 nt
Organism: Dibothriocephalus latus
Lineage: Eukaryota; Metazoa; Platyhelminthes; Cestoda; Diphyllobothriidea; Diphyllobothriidae
Source: the annotation of a GenBank genome assembly